Messenger RNA from Sciurus carolinensis (gray squirrel), 5700 nucleotides. It is a transcript of the gene Runx1, whose product is annotated as RUNX family transcription factor 1. Gene Ontology annotation, molecular function: DNA-binding transcription factor activity, RNA polymerase II-specific; RNA polymerase II cis-regulatory region sequence-specific DNA binding; ATP binding. The transcript has 9 exons. The coding region runs from base 189 to 1631 and encodes 480 amino acids. Gene Ontology annotation, biological process: regulation of cell differentiation; hemopoiesis; neuron differentiation. Lineage: Eukaryota; Metazoa; Chordata; Mammalia; Rodentia; Sciuridae. Gene Ontology annotation, cellular component: nucleus. The record is from RefSeq and is a predicted model, not a curated record.
CUUCUUUGGGCCUCAUAAACAACCACAGAACCACAAGUUGGGUAGCCUGGCAGAGUCAGAAGUCUGAGCCCGGCAUAGUGGUCAGCAGGCAGGACGAAUCACACUGAAUGCAAACCACAAGGUUCCACAGAGUGGUAAAUCAUUGAAUCCCCCGCCUUCAGAAGAGGGUACAUUUUCAGAAGGAAGCGAUGGCUUCAGACAGCAUAUUUGAGUCAUUUCCUUCGUACCCACAGUGCUUCAUGAGAGAAUGCAUACAUGGAAUGAAUCCUUCUAGAGAUAUUCACGAUGCCAGCACGAGCCGCCGCUUCACGCCGCCUUCCACCGCGCUGAGCCCAGGCAAGAUGAGCGAGGCGCUGCCGCUGGGCGCCCCGGACGCCGGCGCCGCCCUGGCCGGCAAGCUGAGGAGCGGCGACCGCAGCAUGGUGGAGGUGCUAGCCGACCACCCGGGCGAGCUGGUGCGCACCGACAGCCCCAACUUCCUCUGUUCUGUGCUGCCCACGCACUGGCGCUGCAACAAGACGCUGCCCAUCGCUUUCAAGGUGGUGGCUCUGGGGGAUGUUCCAGAUGGCACCCUGGUCACUGUGAUGGCUGGCAAUGAUGAAAACUACUCGGCUGAGCUUAGAAAUGCAACCGCAGCCAUGAAGAACCAAGUCGCAAGAUUCAAUGACCUCAGGUUUGUCGGUCGGAGUGGAAGAGGGAAGAGCUUCACUCUGACCAUCACCGUGUUCACAAACCCACCGCAAGUAGCCACCUACCACAGAGCCAUCAAAAUCACAGUGGACGGACCCCGGGAACCCCGAAGACAUCGUCAGAAACUAGAUGAUCAGACCAAGCCCGGGAGCUUGUCCUUUUCUGAGCGGCUCAGUGAACUGGAGCAGCUGCGGCGCACGGCCAUGAGGGUCAGCCCGCACCACCCAGCCCCCACGCCCACCCCUCGGGCCUCCUUGAACCACUCCACUGCCUUUAACCCUCAGCCUCAGAGCCAGAUGCAGGAUACAAGGCAGAUUCAGCCGUCCCCACCGUGGUCCUACGACCAGUCCUACCAGUACCUGGGAUCGAUUGCCUCUCCUUCUGUACACCCAGCAACGCCUAUUUCGCCUGGACGUGCCAGUGGCAUGACAAGUCUCUCUGCAGAACUUUCCAGUCGACUCUCAACGGCCCCGGACUUGACGGCCUUCGGCGACCCGCGCCAGUUCCCCGCGCUUCCCUCCAUCUCAGACCCUCGCAUGCACUACCCCGGCGCCUUCACCUACUCCCCGACGCCCGUCACGUCGGGCAUCGGCAUCGGCAUGUCGGCCAUGGGCUCGGCCACGCGCUACCACACGUACCUGCCGCCGCCCUACCCCGGCUCGUCGCAGGCGCAGGGCGGCCCGUUCCAGGCCAGCUCGCCGUCCUACCACCUGUACUACGGCGCCUCGGCCGGCUCCUACCAGUUCUCCAUGGUGGGCGGCGAGCGCUCGCCGCCGCGCAUCCUGCCACCCUGCACCAACGCCUCCACGGGCUCGGCGCUGCUCAACCCCAGCCUCCCGAACCAGAGCGAGGUGGUGGAGGCCGAGGGCAGCCACAGCAACUCGCCCACCAACAUGGCCCCGGCCGCGCGCCUGGAGGAGGCCGUGUGGCGGCCCUACUGAGCGCGGGCUGCGCAGCCAGCCCUGCGCCACGUGGGCGCGUCGCCCGGCCCGCAGGAAGUUCCCGGAGGGAAACUGUGAAUGCUUCUGAUUUAGCAAUGCUGUGAAUAAAAGAAAGAUUUUAUACCCGUGACUUAACUUUUUAACCAAGUUGUGUAUUCCAAAGUGUGGAAUUUUGGUUGCGGGGGGGCAGGGAGGACGCAAUUCACCCUGUUUGGCCUCUUUGAUUCUUAUUUCUAAUUUUCUUUUCCGCACCUUAUAAAUUGCAAAAUGCAAAUUUGCAUUUGGGUGGUUUUUAUUUUUACAGACAUAUAUAUGAAUUUGAGCUUGCUUCUUUCUUGCUUUGACAAUUGAAAGAAAUGAUUCCCUUUUCUGUAAGUUUUAUUUAACUUUUCUUUUGGACUUUUGGGUAGAAUUUUUGUUUUUGAGAGACAGCUACAGCUUUGGGUCAUUUUUUAACUACUGUAUUCCCACAAGGAAUCCCUAGAUAUUUAUGUAUCUUGAUGUUCAGACAUUUGCUUAUGUGUUGAUACUUUUUUUAACUAUUUAAGUGUACUUAUAUUAAGAAAAAUAUCAAGUACUACAUUUUUUUAUAGUAGCCAAAGUUAAAUGUAUCACAUUGAAGAAGGCUGGAAAAAAAGAGUGGGUAAUGUGAUUGCUUGGUUAUCUAGAAAUAUUGUUUACAUUAAACUCCCUUUCAUGUUAAUCAAACAAGUUGGUAGCUAAUGCAGCAAUGUUUUAAAUAGAACACUGAGGAUCACCCAAACAUCAGAAGUAUGACAUUUUCUGCUAGGCUCAACACAGGGUCUCAUAUCUGGCUCCCUCUUUUCAGAGGUUAAAUCUGGUCCUGUAGGUGCUAAUGAUUACACCUAUGAAGAGAAUUUAUUUCUGCCUGGGGUUAUACUCACUCCAUGGCCUUCUGAGAAUUUCAGACAUUUUUUUGUAACAGAACAUAUCCAAACUAACCUGUAUGAAGGAGCAGUAUUUACUUAGGAACCAAAUGAUUGAACUUAGCAUUUUCUUACCUACUCAAUUCUGGAGUAGCAAGAAAAGAUUUCUUUUUGAUAUAGUACCCAUUUAUUGAUGCAGAAUAGGACUUGUGACUAUCCCCAAAAAGUGGGAGCAGAAGAAAUAAAACUGGGUGUUUUUAGGGCCACAGGUCUCCAACUGGAUUUUCAGAGGGUGGGCCCAAAACCAGGCCCGAAGAAGCCAAUUUCCCUCUGCCUUCUUCAGAGGAAUCGUGGGAAAACCUCAUGUCACCUCUGCAGGACCCCCAUCUCCAGUUGUUCACUCACCAACAGCUUUGUGUUUCUUCCACCAGGCUGAGACCCUGCCCUACAGGGUGUGUGCACUUCUACCUGUGCACAUGACAGGAAAGUUCAUUCACACUGCUGCCCAUGGCUACAAUUCAAAUGUAUCCAAUGUCACUGUAAAUUUUAUAGCACUAUUUUUAUUGGAGGACUUGGUCAGAAUGCAGUUGUUGUACAACUCAUAAAUACGAACUGCUGAUUUUGACGUGUGCUCAAAAUGGUCUGGUUGUUAUUUAAUGUACCUCUUAAUUAGUUGAAACAAUUUCAGGUCAACUCUGAAGAGUGUUUGAAAGCAGGACUUCAGAACAGUGUUUGAUUUUUAUUUUAUAAAUUUAAGCAUUCAAAUUAGAUCUUUGGCUGCAGGCAGCAAAACAGCUGGACUUAUUUAAAACAACUUGAGUUAUAUAUAUAUAUUGAUUAUUUGUUUUACACAGAUGCAGUAGCACUUUGGUAAGAGUUUAAGAGUAAAGCAGCUUGUGAUGUCAGGUUGUUCUUAUCUAGAAGAGCUAUAGCAGGUCUUGGAGAAACUCAGAGUAUAUUCAUUUUCAUUUUAGAUAAAACUCCCACCACAAUUCAGUUUCAAUAAAUUAUUCCAUAUCACACUUUUUUGCAGCUAAAUUACCAUCAAAUAUAAGAAAAAUUAAAAAUUAAUUUCUGAAAAGGACCAUUAGCCCAUUUCCCCUGAACAGAACUUAAAUGUUCUUUUCAGCCCAUGUUUCUGUAUAUUACCUGAGAAAAAGAUGAAGGAAAAAAAUUAUAUUUUUCACUUUAAUUCUGGUACCUGAAGAUAUUCCAACUCAAAACCAGCCUAAUACCCUAAGAGGGGAAUCGGAUCAUCUCAUAUUGAAUCUUUACUCGCAAAGCCAUGUGUGGAGAGGGCUUAUUGCUUUGUUGUAGACUCAUUUACUUGGCCAUUCAGAGCUUCACAAACCCUUACCAGCAUAUUACAGUAUUUAAUCAUUUUGGAAAAAAAAUUAGUUGUUUUGAAGAUAGGUCUCACACAAACACAUUUUUGCCCCUGAGGAAUUGCAUUCACUGCCUUCAGGUAAAUUAAGAUAUUGGUAAGACACUUAAGCCAACCAUGUAAUAACUGGAUGUAUCUGGGAGCAUUUGUCCAGGAGAAGAAAGACUGAACACACCAUUUCUACUGCUUAUUCACGCCCUUAUAUAUGAUUGCAACAUGGACACAUAUUUCAGUUCUUUCUGUUUUGCUCACUAUCUGGAAAAGCAUUUCUCUUCCCCUCCCCUCCAAGCUCCACCUUCUCCCUCCUGCAUUCUCCCAUUCUCUGGAAGGAAGUAGCCUGCCCCAUACCAAAUGUCCAGAACACAGGAGGUCCAGUUCUUCUCCCUAUGCAUAAAGAACAGGGUGAGUCAGCCUUUCUCCUGCUUAUGGGUUUCUUCCAGAAGAGAGACAUUGCCAACCAUUUUGGAUCUGCUUGCUGUCCAAAUGCAGCAAGAGAAACCUUCCUCGGCAAAUUACAAUCAGGGAGUAAAGAGCCUUUCUGCUGCCUAAGGUUUCUGGGCAGAUAAACAGAAAUGCUCUGAUUAGAAAGGAAAUGAAUGGUUUCACUCAAACGUCCUGCAAUUUAGGAUUGCAGAUUCCUAUUUCCUUGGGACAUUCCGUCCUGGUGAUUUUUGGUUUUGACGGUUUUUUUGUUUUGUUUUGUUUUUUGUUGUUUUUUUUUUUUUUUAGGGAGAUGACAUGUUUGGGGUCUUUUAUACAUGAAAAAAGAUUGGUUUAACAAUAAUCUCAGACAGAAACGUUUUUUUUUACAUCUGAACAAAAUACCUUUUUGUUUACCUUGGAGUAUACAUUUGUUUGAGGUUUUUUGUUUGUUGGUUUGUUUGUUGGGAAUUUCUUCCCUCCCUUAAGCCAGGUCAGUAUUGAUGAAGCUGAUCAUUUGGCUUGUUUUUUCUUUCCCCCUUCCAGAAGGGUUCAACAAAGUUAAUUGUAUUUAUGUAUGUAAAUAGAUUUUAAGCUUCAUUAUAAAAUAUUGUUAAUGCCUGUAAUAACUUUUUUCAAUUUUUUUGUGUGUGUUUCUAAGGACUUUUUCUUACGUUUGCUAAAUACUAGGGGAAAAAUGCUUCUUUCUAUUUUGUUUAUUUUAGACUUAAAAACAAGCUACUUCUUAUUCACUUUUGUAAACAGCAAAUAGCAUGGUUCCAAUUUUUUUUUUUAAGUUUCACUUUUUGUUCUAGGGGAAAUGAAUGUGCAAAAACAAAAAGAACUGUUGGUUAUUUGUGUUAUUCUGGAUGUAUAAAAAUUAAUGGAAAAAUAAACUUCCAAAUUGAAAUGACAAUAGAACACAUCUAUUGGAGAAACAAUGGAAAACGUAGUUCUACUUAAGCCCCCACCUAGUGUCUGUUUGUGCGACAAUUGUUAGAUCUGGUUACAAGCAUCUGGAAAUUGGUGCGUGGGCUUCUUUCUCCAUGGUACUGACAUUCUGAACAUUUCCUGAAGGGAAUUGCCAAGCUCAGGUCUUCAACCAGAUAAGAUGAGAGAAUACCCCAGAACCCCUCUCCAAGGUGUUUCUAAGUAGCACAGGAGAGUAGGUACUCCAUUGUGCACAGUCCACUGUACACAGUCAGGGUGGGCAGCUGCCCCUCUCCUGGGAGGGUCCAUCAUGCCCAGCCUGUGCAGGGCAGUGGACUGCUGCUGCCCAGGAGCCGUUGCAGCCUUACUUUCUUUGUACCACAAUUUCUUCUGUAAAUCCAAUAUUAUAACUAGUGUGAAUGGCAAAUAAACAAUUUGACAAGUACGU